AAAAUGAAAGUACCCAAGCAGGAGUUAAUGAGUGACAUUUUGAAGCGACUGACGGGUGAAUCUGCCCUGCCGGCGUACAGCAACAUUGAGAAAUUCAAACGAGUCAACGACGGCUUCUAUGUAGUUGCUGAGGACUUUAACGAAAGUGUGAGGAAAAGAGAACAAGUCAAUGCCAAGGAGCGGCUUCGGAUACGGAACCUUAACACAAUGUUCUCGCGCUUGAAGCGAAUGGUACCUCUGAUGCGACCAGACCGCAAGCCCAGUAAAGUAGACACACUUAAAGCUGCAACAGAGUACAUUCGAUUACUACUUGCAGUUUUGCAAGACACGGACACUACUGAGGGCAGUGAGACAGACUUCCUGAAGAAUGCUAUUGCCUAUGGUCAGACUGAAGCCUUUGACAGUGAUCUUUGGAGAGUGGAUGACUUUCUGAAUAUGUCGGAGGACCACACUGAAGAUGGCUUCACCUUACCCUCUGAAUCAGGAACAGAAGAUGGAGAUAUGACCAGACUGGUUUUACAACAUUGUGCGAUGCCGGCAUACCAGUUCAUCAUUCAAGUAAUGCCUGACCAAUCUUCGGGGUCGUUACUAUGA
Molecule: messenger RNA, 594 nt
Organism: Phycodurus eques (leafy seadragon)
Lineage: Eukaryota; Metazoa; Chordata; Actinopteri; Syngnathiformes; Syngnathidae
Gene: figla
Product: folliculogenesis specific bHLH transcription factor
Exons: 5
Coding region: 4-594 (196 amino acids)
Biological process (GO): developmental process; regulation of transcription by RNA polymerase II
Molecular function (GO): DNA-binding transcription factor activity, RNA polymerase II-specific; protein dimerization activity; RNA polymerase II transcription regulatory region sequence-specific DNA binding
Source: RefSeq, a predicted model, not a curated record